Molecule: messenger RNA, 600 nt
Organism: Quercus robur (English oak)
Lineage: Eukaryota; Viridiplantae; Streptophyta; Magnoliopsida; Fagales; Fagaceae
Product: probable pectate lyase 19
Exons: 2
Coding region: 1-600 (199 amino acids)
Molecular function (GO): pectate lyase activity
Source: RefSeq, a predicted model, not a curated record
AUGACACCAAAGCCGGGAACUCUAGGUCAUGCCGUGAUCCAGAAGAAGCCCUUGUGGAUCAUAUUUGCACACAGCAUGGUGAUCAAGUUGUCCCAGGAGUUGAUUGUGAACUCACACAAGACCAUUGAUGCACGCGGGGCUAAUGUUCACAUUGCCUAUGGUGCUGGAAUUACCAUUCAGUUUGUUAAGAACGUGAUCAUCCAUGGGCUUCACAUACAUGAUAUUGUUUCGGCACCAGGUGGCACGGUUAGGGACUCUGUGGACCAUGUGGGGUUUAGGACAGCGAGUGAUGGAGAUGGAAUUUCUAUCUUUGGAUCCACAAAUAUUUGGCUUGAUCAUCUUUCUAUGUCCAAUUGCCAAGAUGGUCUUAUUGAUGCCAUUCAAGGAUCCACUGCCAUCACCAUUUCAAACUCCCACUUCACCCAUCACAACGAUGUAAUGUUGUUUGGUGCAAGUGACACCUUUGCAGGUGAUAAAAAAAUGCAAGUCACAGUGGCGUUCAAUCAUUUUGGAAGGGGAUUGGUGCAGAGAAUGCCAAGGUGCAGAUGGGGUUUCUUCCAUGCUGUUAACAAUGACUACACUCACUGGCUUAUGUAUUAA